GAACAAAUUUACCCAUCAUGCACCGGCUGUGUUGUUAUCAUCAUGGCGACCGAGGACUCCUGAGGAUUUUUCUCUCGUGAGCCGCGGGUGCGAUCGACACAGUCGUCGCGUUCAAACUGGUGCCGCCUUCGACGCUCAUUCGGAAUUACCAAGUGGACAACGGUCGUUUAAAUGACCCUGCACCGACCAACGCACAGCGCAACAGAGCGGACAAGGCGGAGACAUGAGUGAGCAGUCGGUGGCGUCUGCUCGUGCGGCAGUGCUGGUGUACGAUGACAACAACAAGAAGUGGGUGCCCAGCGGCAGCUCGAGCGGCCUGUCCAAGGUGCACAUCUACCAGCACACGGUCAACGGCACCUUCCGGGUCGUGGGGCGUAAGCUGCACGACCACGAGGUGGUGAUAAACUGCGCCAUACUCAAGACCCUCAAGUACAACCAGGCGACGGCCACUUUCCACCAGUGGCGGGACAACCGGACCGUCUAUGGCCUCAACUUCAGCAGCAAGGACGAUGCGGAGGCAUUUGCUGUGGCCAUGCUGCGUGCCAUCGAGAUGCUCAACCAGAACAAUUCGGUCGCACAAAGGCCGGCCCCCGCCCCGGCGCCCCCCGUGCCUCAGCACGCGCCACAGCCAAUCUACCAGACCAUUGGGAGCGUUGCUUGGUCGCAGGACGACGUCGAGCAUCAAAGGAACAGGCAAAAUCAGCAGCCGGUUCACUACAUGAGCACAAAUGCAGUGGGCAGCAGCAGCCACCCGGUAUCUCCAGCCUGCGCCCCGUCCCAGGCCCCGCCCCCACUCCAAGCCCCGCCCCUCCAAAACAGCCCGCAAGUCCCUCCCCAACCCCAGCCCGCAAUGGGGCACCACCGCACCUCCUCGGCCCCCACCAACAACGGCGUGGCCCCGCCACCGGCGCCGCCUCCUCCGCCCCCAGGCGGCCCCUCUGGCAUGGGUGCGGCCUCUUCCUCGGGGCCUGCCGCAAGUGGCCCGCUGGUGGGCGUGGCCAGCGGGCAGUCUCUCGGGGGCGGGGCCCCGUCGGGGGGACCGCCCCCUCCCCCACCGCCCCCGCCCCCCGGCGGACAGCAGGGCAACGGCGAGGAUGGGGCACCGCUGACGCUGGCAGCAGCUAUUGCCAGCGCGAAACUCAAGAAGUCGGCCAACAAAAUGGGGGAGGGUUCAGACACCCUGAAGAAGUCGCAGGGCAGCGGCACUGGCAGCGCCGGUGUGCCCAUGGGGGGCAUGGCAAGCAUGAUGGACGAGAUGAGAGGCACCUUGGCCAAGAGACGAGCACAAGUCGAAAACAGUCAAAGUCAGGAUGGGGAAAUGUCGUCCGACUCUCGGAAAAAUUGGGACAAGCAGGGUUCCACAAACGGGACCAGCCCAAGCAAAGUGGCUUCCAGUGGGGCCGAAUCACCCAAGUCAGGAAGGGGGCAAAGGAUAGGCUCCCUGGGUGACACGGAGGCCCUGAAGGUGAAUGGGGUGGAUGCCUUCGACGUGGACAAGCUGAAGCAGGAGAUCAUGACUGAGAUCCGCCGAGAGGUCAGCAAGAUGAAGCAGGACAUCAUCGAAGCUAUCAAGGUAGAACUGAACAGGAGAUAAGGGUGGUGACGCUGGGCGUUCAUCCCUCUGCAAACUGUCCUGUACUUGCGAGAUGCCACGUCUCGUCGGCGUCGCCGUUCGUUCCAUCUUCGGUCGCCAUCUUCGUCACGAGAGUCAGGGAGGACUCUGCCGUCUUCCGCGUGAAGGAACAACAUGUGCCGAGUCGUCGACGCCUCCGGUCGUCGCGCGACUUCUUAUUUUUCUUUUUUUUUUUUACGACCGAUGCCGUUACUUAACUUUGGAACGCACUGAGACACAAACAUUUCUCUCAAAAACAUUGCGAAUGCUGGCUUGGUCUUGCUCCGUAAGCCGACAUAACUUACUGGCAAUGCGUUUCAGUUCAAUACCAUGAGUGCUUUUUGUUUUAUUUUUUUACAUUAGAAAGAUUUGUGACUUUAGAAGCCCUUUUUUUUUGUGUGAUAUUGUGGAUGGAGUGCUUGGAAGUGUCUUACGAGAGCCAUCUCUGCUUCGGACACUUGCGCAUCCCUGAAAGUGAACAACUGAUUUUUGCAACGAAUGUACUAUAGUACUUUUCUUUUAUGCUUCGUCGCAUCACCUGCUUUCUCGUAAUCUUGUUUUUCGGUGCCUGUUGCUUCGUAAAUUAUGACUGUAUGCGAGCUGCAAAACUAAAGAAAGACGGUUGACGAGGGCACAAAGCACAAUGUAUUGUACCUUUCAGCAAGUGCGGUUUACGGUCGACCCUCCCAAAGAGCGUGCGAGGCCUUUUUGUUUUUCCCCUAAAAGGGAAAGAGAGACGAGAAUUGUGGAUAUUUUGUUUCCUCUUCAGUGACGUUUUGGACUUUGUGCUCUGUUCUCUUGGGGAACGAGGUGCGUGUCGUAGCGUCCGUGGCGUCGCCCCCGGGCGACUCUUCGAAACUUUUUUUGUCGUAUUUUUCUAUUGGGUUACGAGGAGUCGGCAACCGACCUUUGAGGCAAAGGCGUUUUGCGGACGACGGUCCGUCUAAGGUCGGUGCUACAGAAACGAAGGAAACCGGGCGUUGGUGCGGAGAAUUUAAUUCUUGCCUUAAAACCUUUCUAUAAGCGAACGCGGGAUAUGUGGACUGUUUGUAUGUUUGUACUGCUACGAGGUAUCGCUUCUUCCUUCGAGUCCUCACAAUAUAUAAUAGCGUUUUCCCCCCUGCAUGAGCCGAAAGUGUCAGUCAGUAUAUUGUAACGUAGUGUAACGGACGCCAGGCCAGGACGGAACCCCCCCAACUUGUAACGCAUGGUCGUCCCGCGCUCAGUCUGUGAUGUUUGAACGAGGGGGGUGAAACUUAAGCUCGUUUUCGGCUGGCCUUCAGUUUUCGUUCAUGAACCUUCGUAUAGAGUACCUCCAGCCGACGUUUAUGUUUUUCUCUCGGCAUCGAUCGACAGUUUGCUCAGCUGUAGUUUAGACGAGGGACUACUGACAGUUACAACGACGGUUGAACGAUUCACCUUAGUAUUGUUUUUUCCGAUUGGCUGGAUUGCAUGUCGGCAUGCCAGCUCGAAUGUUACUUCUAUCUCUCUUGCUGGCGAGAGUGGUUUUUGACGAUUGUCAUGCAGUACCUCACAAAAUUUUUUUUUUUUUUUGUGAAAUGUUUUGUUGGACGCGCAGAUUUCUUUCGGCUUGAGUCUCGAUUUCCGGUGGGGUCUGCGAACAGUCCUUGUUACAAAACUGGCCUGUACAUAAGGUUGCCGUAGGUGACCGUUCGGGGGCUCAAAAGCGUCUGCUUUGCUUCGAAGUUGCACCUUUCCCGUGGCUUUCUGUACCGCACACCUAGGCAUGUUCCUGUUCUGUCUCAGUAUUACCGCACCACUUGCAAUCGUGGAUCAUCGGCACUUGGCACGAACCCGACUCCUGCCCCCGGCAAGGGUCAGGUUCUCUUUUAACUAGGUUGCUGCUUGUGUUCGACACCGCAAUACGUGAAACGUGCGACCCAAGAAAAAGGUGCAAUCGUUCCGUUCCUUUGCUCGAAAGGAGACAUUGUAGAAUUUCAGUUCUAAUUUUUUCUGCGGAGACCUUUUUAAUCUUUUACUGUGAGCGGUGAGAGUUUUGCCUCAAUCGAACUGCUUUGAACAACUGUCGUCUUCGUUUUUGGGAGUAUGCAGAAACAUAUCAGGGUUGAUUGGCGAGGCUUCGCGUCCGUGGUUCUGGAACUGUCAAUCAAAUCUCGUUGCUCAUUUAUUUUUAGUUUCUUUUUUUAAUUUUGUGGAUUUUAUAAUUAUCGAUGGGUUAAAAAUGCCUCCACCAUGGAAAGUUCAUGCCAGGGGCGAGGAAUUUACCGAAUUCUUUACCCUUCGCCGACCAUACAUGCGUUUUGAGUUCCCGAUGCCGAGUUCUCCAUUGAUUUGUGGUCACGCGUGCCGUAUUGCGAGCAUUGCGGAGUAUCGACGCACAGAUCGGUGAAUGGCAAUGGUUCGUCCUUUCUCCUGGCCACUAUGCAUUUCUCAAAGGUGCACACCCACUCCAUGUUCGCCGUACUAUCGUGACGCGUCUCACCGAAACGAAAACGGAGCUGAAUUGCGCAUUCGGUUUUUACAUCCUCGGAGUUGUGGUUGUUGCAGUCGCUUGCAGGUUGAGAAUGGUGGGGAGGAGCUUCGGUCUUCUUGCCUUUGACACAAGUUUUGUACCCUCGAUAACAUUUCGACGUCUCAGGCCUUGACUGCGUCGAAAAACGGAUCCUGCCAUUCUCACCCUGCGGGCGACUACAGUAGGUCCUUUGUCCUAGUCUGCCUUCCCCAUUCCACUUUCCUAGACUUUGAUACCAGACAUCAUCCCUCCCCUCCAAAGUUCCUUUGCCCGUUUCCCACAAGGUGCGUAAGCGUGUUUGUGUGUACAUGUAUAUUUGAGAUUUUUGUGAACGGAGUGGCGUUUGUGCUUUUUGGCGUUGGAAGGACGCGGGGCAAUUUCGCCCCAUAUUGUCGGCUCGGAGUCCUGGGAGAAGUGCAUUUGGCAACUUCCUUUCUUCCCAAACUCUUUUUUUUUUGUUCUUUUUUUUUUUUGCAGGUCGUGUUUGUAUAAUGCGGGGGCUUUUCUUAAAGAGAACGUUGGGAGUGUGCAUAAUGAGGAGGAAGGGGAACCAUGUGAAUAAAGACACGAAUCAACAAUGUG
Ixodes scapularis (black-legged tick) is the source of this 4688-nucleotide messenger RNA. It is a transcript of the gene ena, whose product is annotated as protein enabled. The record is from RefSeq and is a predicted model, not a curated record. The transcript is spliced from 11 exons. Gene Ontology annotation, molecular function: SH3 domain binding. Lineage: Eukaryota; Metazoa; Arthropoda; Arachnida; Ixodida; Ixodidae. The coding region runs from base 224 to 1594 and encodes 456 amino acids.